CGUGGUGGAGCAGGUUUCCCUACGGGUAUGAAGUGGAGCUUUAUGCCACGCAAUAUGCCGGGACAGAAAUACAUUGUGUGUAAUUCGGAUGAGUCGGAGCCGGGCACCUGUAAAGACCGUGAUUUAUUGCGUUUUAAUCCACAUGCUUUAGUGGAAGGUAUGGCGAUAGCGGGUUAUUGCAUCGGCGCAACCGUAGGUUACAACUACAUGCGCGGUGAGUUCUUAGACGAGCCAUUUAUUCGUUUUGAACAAGCGGUAAAAGAAGCCUAUGAGGCGGGUUUUCUCGGAAAAGAUAUUCUUGGUUCUGGUGUUGAUUUUGAACUGCACGGCUCAUUAGGUGCCGGAGCCUAUAUUUGUGGUGAAGAAACAGCGCUGUUGGAGUCUUUAGAAGGCAAAAAAGGUCAGCCACGUUUUAAGCCUCCUUUUCCAGCAAGUUUUGGUUUAUACGGUCGUCCUACCACCAUUAACAAUACCGAAACUCUUUCCUCUAUCCCCGUGAUUUUGCGUAAUGGUGGUGAAUGGUUUAGGGAUUUAGUGGAAGGUUCGGGCGGUGAAAAAUUAUUUUCCAUGUCGGGGCAUUUGAAUAAUCCGGGUAAUUAUGAAGUGCCGAUGGGGAUUCCGUUUCGUGAACUGCUCGAAAUGGCCGGUGGAGUUCGUAAUGGACACCAGCUGAAAGCCGUGAUUCCCGGUGGUUCUUCGGUUCCGGUGAUGCCUGCCGAUAUCGCGAUGGAAUUGACCAUGGAUUACGACACCAUUGCCAAAGCAGGUUCAUACCUUGGCUCGGGUGCGGUGAUGGUCAUGGAUGAGACCACCGAUAUGGUCAAGUUGCUACACCGAAUCUCGCGUUUCUAUUUUUCUGAGUCGUGCGGACAAUGUACCCCUUGUCGUGAAGGCACGGGUUGGUUGUACCGCAUGCUGACACGGAUUGUAGAAGGUAAAGGCACCUUGGAAGACAUCGAUCGCUUAGAUGAUGUGGCGCAUAAAAUAGAAGGUCGCACUAUCUGUGCGUUAGGUGAAGCGGCGGCGAUGCCCGUAUGGAGUUUUAUACAGCACUUUAGAGAAGAAUUUGUGUAUUACGUUGAGCAUGGUUGCUCGAUGGUGAAAUCUAAAUAA
Priapulus caudatus is the source of this 1113-nucleotide messenger RNA. RefSeq names its product NADH-quinone oxidoreductase subunit F-like. Gene Ontology annotation, molecular function: 4 iron, 4 sulfur cluster binding; FMN binding; NADH dehydrogenase (ubiquinone) activity. Gene Ontology annotation, biological process: cellular respiration. NCBI's taxonomy places the organism in Eukaryota, Metazoa, Priapulida, Priapulimorpha, Priapulimorphida, Priapulidae. The record is from RefSeq and is a predicted model, not a curated record.